CUUUGCUCUGUGCUCUGCUCCAGUUUGUGUCUGCAAAAUGUGUAGUCAUGGCUCAUUUUGAGUUCAAGCGUUUGGACUUCAUCCUGACGAUUGUGGGGCUGCUGGCUCUGGUGGUGGACAUUAUCCUGGACAUAUUCACGGCGAUCAGGUUUUACACAGACCAGGAUUACGUUCGUUUGGGUAUAUUUAUCUUUUUCCUGGUAGCUUCAUCUCUCCUGGUGCAGGCCUAUAGCUGGCUCUGGUAUGAAUAUGAUGAGUUUAAGAUGGUCACAAACGUGGAGAAGGUCCCCAGCAAAAAGUCUCUCAAGAUCCUCCAUUUUCUGCAGCUCGGGACGUACCUCAGACACAUGGGUGUGAUGGAGACUGCGAUCUGUAAGUACCUGCAGCUGAAGGGGGUAGAGGGGAUGGGGCCUGACCUUGGCGACGCCGCGGUCUGUUUGAGUCAUGAUGUUGCGAUGCUUCGGAUCGUAGAAGCCUUCUCAGAGUCUCUGCCUCAACUUGCACUCAUGGUCACAACCAACAUCCAGAAGAAACAGCAGCAGCAGGCCUUACCAGUUAUUAAAGCCAUCGCUUCAGCCUUCUUCGCCUCCAUGACCGUGAUGUCCUACCAUCGCUCGCUGCGUUCGUUCUUGAAGGACAAACAAAAACAGACAUUUUGUUCAUCUGUGGUCUACUUGUCCUGGAAUUUUCUCUUGAUCUCCGCCCGGGUCGCCGCUCUGGCCCUGUUCUCCUCAGAGCUCCCCUGCUACAUCUGCAUACACUUCCUCUGCUCCUGGUUUGUACUUCUAAUUUGCGUGUGGUGCUGCCAAACCAACUUCAUGAACAGUAAAGAAGGAGAGGUUUUGUACCGUGGGACUGUGGCUCUCAUCUGGUACUUCAACUGGUUUAACGUAGUCAAAGGAAAUACUUUGUGGAAGACAAUUCUCUAUCACGGAUACAUUUUGGCCGAUAUAACACUUCUCUGUGGGUUGUGGUUUUGGAAAAUUAAUUCUAAAGAUCUAAAGAACUUCAACUACUUGCAUUUACUUGCAUAUGUCCUUAUUUUUUUUGUUUACAUAUUGGGGCUUGUAGUUAAGUCCAUCUACUAUCACUGUUUUCAUCCUAAAGUAACUCCAGCAGACUUUAAAUCUGAAGAUGAAACUGUAGACACAGUACUUGAAGAUUCUUCUACAGAAAGGGUCCCAGAUGAGCCUGAUGAGCCUGGAUUUAGAAGGAUAAUCACACAAUUGGACAGUGGGCGGGCUAUGAGGAGAGGAUCAGGAGACAAAGUGAACAACAGAAUGAAGAAAUUGGCUGAACAUUUCUACUCCUGAUUGGUCCUUAUGAAGUAAAUUAUAAUUUCAAGGUAUUUUGCUCAUGUAUUGCUCACAUACAUAAAAUUUGUGCUACAAUGUUGAAUGGGUUAAAUGUGAAUGUGUGUGUUUUUGCCAAGAUCUGAGUUUAAGGGUCACUCACUCUGAUGGUGGUGACCUUGUGAGGCAGAGUUGUCCCAGGGCAGACUGACAAAAAGGUGGCUGUGAAACCUUACCAACGAUGUUUCCAACCAGCCGGUUUAAUCCUGGUUUAGACCUGCUUUAGUUCAGUUUAUUCCUGGUUUUGAUCUGGUUUAGUCCUAGUUUAGUCUUCAUUAGCCAUGCUUUUUGGAUGCAGUUUAGUCCUUGGUUAGUCCUACUUUAGACUCAGUUUUCCCUGGUUUAAUCCUGGUUUAGACCUGAUUUAGUCUUGGUUUAGACCUGAUUUAGUCCAGUUUAGUCCUGGUUUUGAUCUGGUUUAGUUCUAGUUUAGUCUUCAUUAGCCAUGCUUUUUGGACGCAGUUUAGCACUUGGUUAGUCUUACUUUAGACCCGUGUUUGACAUGGUUUAGUCUUGGUUUUGACCUUGUUCAGCCCUGGUUUACUUCUCAUUUAGUCCCGGUUUAGUCCACUAAACUAAUCUGUUUAUAGAAGUGAAAGAGGACAUUGGGAGUAGACUUGGACUCCUGACCAGUCACACUGCAGUGACCCAGUGACUCGGGGUAUUAGGUUUAACACAAACUAAAAGAGGAAAUUGUUUGAAAUAUAAUAUUAGUUUUACACAAGCGCUUUUAAAAAUAUGACUACUUAAAGGCCAUGUGGGUUAUAUUCAUAUAGCAAUGCAGCAUGCCCCUAGUUUAACCUGAGCUUGGGACAUAUCAGAAUUCUCAGGUGGAAUUUGAUGUUUAACUCUCAGAUUGCAGACUUGUCCUGGUUUAUGGUUAAUACCUCUGCAAUUCCUGGGCCUAUCCACAUGAGCCAAUCUCAAUCAAAUAAUGAGAAGGUUCAACAUUUGUGGAUCAUACGCUUGGACUUGUCUUUCGAAAACAAUGAAUCUCUCAUAGAGUCACAUAGGGCCCUAAUUUUAGAAUUAGAACUAUUUGUUGUCACAAAUGUGGGCUUUGGUCAAAAUUAGACAAUAUUAUGGUGCAAAAUGUAUGGUAAAAACUGCACAUCCUUGGAGCUGGUUUAUGUUUAAUAUCUCUAUAAUUACAAUAAUGAGUUUGAGGAGCCAAUCUCUUGCAAUAUUGGUACUCUUCUUCCAUAGGGUAAUAUAUUUUUGAGCUGGAAUCGCAUCAUCAACCUGUGGGUCAGAGGAUCUGACCAUUCUACUAAUAAUGAAUGACUGUUGCCUUUGUGCAGCAUUUUGCUUUACAAAUAAAUGUGACUUGACUUGACUAAUGAAGUUUAUGUCUCUAGUGGGAUUGGAACCGCCAACCUUUGGAUCAGUGGACAAACUCUCACUGACACUCGCACUAAGUGAGCUACUGUCACCCCCAAAUAAGUCAUGAUGUGAAUAUUUAUAAUGUAAUGUAUUUCUGGCUUUGUUUGAAUUUUGCACAGCAGUAUGAAGUUAAAUAUUAUCAAGUAUUUCAUUUGUAUAUUUCAGUUUCUUUUAUUUAAGAAGACUGGAAAGAGUCCACACAGAAACUAGCACAUAUUUUAGUUUCCCUGCAUCAAAUGUUUACUUUAUAUUUUGUUAAAGCAACACUGUAACCUUUUGGUCAUGGAAACAUCACCUGCAUGACUCCAGGAAAAUUAAAACUAUACUUAGGGACAUUCUCCAUGGAGAUACUUACUUAUUUCUCCCUAUGGACAAUAUGGGCUAUUAAAGCCAAAGGCACAUUUCCAUGGAAACAAGCAGGAAGGCGCCCUCUAACAGGCAAAGUAAAAGUCAGGUUUGUGGAGAUGCAAAUCAGCUCAGAAUAAAGUGUGUUUUCCUUUAUUCUUCAAUACAAUAUAAACAAACCAAAAUUUAAAAAAAAGUCUACCUUUUGUAUAAAAGCUGCGUGCUUCGGAUUUAACUGAAUGCCUUUCAGUUUUGUUCAUUAUACUAUGUUCGAAAUGCAUUAAACUGGAACUUAAAGUGGAA
Periophthalmus magnuspinnatus is the source of this 3383-nucleotide messenger RNA. RefSeq names its product XK-related protein 8-like. The coding region runs from base 48 to 1313 and encodes 421 amino acids. Gene Ontology annotation, cellular component: plasma membrane. The record is from RefSeq and is a predicted model, not a curated record. Gene Ontology annotation, biological process: phosphatidylserine exposure on apoptotic cell surface; apoptotic process involved in development; engulfment of apoptotic cell. The transcript has 3 exons. Lineage: Eukaryota; Metazoa; Chordata; Actinopteri; Gobiiformes; Gobiidae.